AUGGACUCCGAAAAGUCUUACUCCAAACCAAAAAAGCAGGCAGGUGCUUCUUAUAUCCCUAAGAAGAAAACGGGGACUUUGGUUAUUUCGGAUGGAGAAAUUGCUUUGGAGUCUAAUUUAAAGAAUCCAGUGGAUGAGAGCCAGGCUCUAUCUUCAGAUUUACCCUCUCCCUCUCAUUCCUAUGUGGAGGUCUGCAAAAGUAAUAUUGGCACUAUUAAUUCGUCUACUUGCCAAGUUCCUACAGUAGACCAUCUGUUGGAAGCUAAUCUUGGUAGCGACAAGGCUCUAGUUCCUGCACAGUUUUUGGAGUUAAAUGAGAUUGGUAAUCAGGCCAUUCAGAAGAAGUCUGCUGAAAAUAUUCCCUUCACUACAGUCUUCAAAGCUGCCCGUCAAAGAGAUAUAAUCCCCAGAGAGAAAUCAAGGGUAUUAGUGACUUCUGCCAAUCCUUUUGCAGCCUUAGACUCAGAUGUAGUUUCUAACCCUGAUCAAUCUUCAAGUGAUGAUGCUUCUGAAGAUCAAGAAUGUCUUGUGGUGACCAAUUUCAUUCGGAGUAAUGAUUUCUAUUUGGCAUCUUCCUCCUCCUCUUCUGGUUCGAAGCAGCAGAAGAAUAAGAAAAGGAAACUUUCAAAGAGCAAGCUUAGGUUCAGAGUGGAGGCUAGGAUUCAGCUUUUGUACUCGGAUGCUCAGUCUAUCACUCUCCAGAUUUUUGAUGAUACGGGUCUUUACUUCUUCUACACUGCGGUUUAUGCUUCAAAUGAUUUGGAUGAAAGAAAGGCCUUAUGGACCUCUCUAAAGGAUACUGAAAUCUCCUUUGGGCUUGAUGGGAAACCUUGGUUGGUAUGUGGGGAUUUUAAUGAGAUUAUUGAUCCAAGUGAGUCAUCAAAUCCGUCUAUCAUCUCAUCUACAAGACCUAUGAGAGAUUUAGCAGCCUCUUUAUCAACUAUGGGGCUUUUUGACUUGUCGUCGCAAGGGCCUCCUUUCACGUGGUCCAACCAGAGACCAUCUGAUCCCCUUGGCAAGCGUUUGGACAGAUGUUUGAUAAAUGAUCAAUGGCAGCUUGUGUUCCCAACCGGUUACUGCACGUUUGAACCUCCUGAAUUUUCAGAUCACACCCCUUGUCACAUCCGUCUUUUCUCGCCGAAGCCGUCUUUUGGAACUAAGCCAUUUAUGUUUCAGAGUUUUGUUGCCAAUCUGCCUUCCUUUAUCUCCUCAAUGCAGCACAUCUGGGAAGGUAUUCAAUCACGGCCACAAAACCUCUCUUCUUUGAGUUUCAGGCUUAAGGGUCUUAAAAGACCAAUAAAGUCUCUAGCGAAAGAAAAUCUUAGUAACAUUGAGAGACGAGUCGCUGAGGCGAAAGAUUCGCUGGAUUCUAUUCAGUUAUCUGCGCUUACAAACCCCUCUGAAAUUAUUUUCGAGUUGGAGAAGUCUGCUAAAGAUCAGUGGGUUUUUCUAAGGCUAGCUGAAGAAUGUUUCUUCAGACAGAGAUCUCGGAUCAAAUGGCUUCAAUUGGGUGAUCUAAACACGACUUUCUUCCAUCGUAUUAAUCUGGUUAGGAAUGCUUUAAAUGCCAUAAAAUAUCUCCUUCGUGCUGAUGGAACCCGAUCUGAAUCGCUAGAGGAAGUCCAUAAGAUAGCCUUAGAUUACUUCUCAGGUAUUCUUUGUAAUGUGAGGGGCUCCUUCUGUCCUUUUCUUCCAGAUAUUCUCAGGCGUUUUAUCAGGGAUGUGUGCACAAAUGAUCAGCAGUCUCUGCUUGCGGCUCCAAUAACAAGAGAUCUAAUCAAAGCCACAAUGCUUAAAUUAUCUCUAAAUAGAACGCCUGGUCCAGAUGGAUGGACGGCUGAGUUCUUCAGAGCGACUUGGCUAAUUUUUGGAGAGGAGGUAACAAAUGCGGUCUUGGAUUUCUUUGCUAGGCCCUUCAUGCCGUCAGCCUUACAUGCCACUUCUCUGAUCCUUAUACCGAAGCGACCUGGAGCGGAAAAUAUUGCAGAUUUCAGACCAAUCUCUUGCUUAAAUACCAUAUACAAAUUUGUCUCUAAAAUCAUUUCGGCCCGUCUAAAGAAGGUGCUACCGUCCAUCGUUCUCCCUAAUCAGACUGGCUUUGUAGAGAAUAGACUUAUUCUGGAGAACGUCUUGCUGGCUUCAGAAGUUUUAAAUGGUUAUCAUAAGAAAGGGCUUUCUCCUAGAAUCACCCUAAAAGUUGAUAUUUCUAAGGCAUUCGACUCUGUUCGGUGGAAUUUCAUCUUAGAAACUUUAAAGGCCUGUCAUUUCUCGGCGCUAUAUAUUGAUUGGGUUCGAGCUUGCAUCUGCUCUCCUUCUUACUCAGUCAGUAUAAAUGGAGUCACUUCUGGCUAUUUCAAAGGUAAAACUGGUCUUCGUCAGGGGGAUCCCUUGUCUCCUCCUCUUUUUGUUGUGGUGAUGAACGUGUUAUCCAAUAUGUUGAAUAGAGGAGCAGUUGAUGGAAUCUUCAAUUAUCACCCGGGAUGUGCUGAUUUGGGUCUUACUCACUUGGCGUUUGCAGAUGAUUUACUCAUUUUUUUGGAGGGCACUGAGAAAUCUGUUGUUGGUGUGUUCACAGUUCUAUCACAGUUUGAGAAGUUCUCUGGUCUUGCAGUAAACAUCCACAAAACGUCAAUGUUUUGCUCUGGGUUGUCUGAUGCUACAGAAGCAAAUAUUCUCAGGAGAUUUUUACUCAAGCCUGAGGUUCUUCCCGUGAGGUAUUUGGGGGUACCUCUAUGUUCUAAAAGACUCUCAGUCAAAGAUUGUGAUCCAUUAAUUUCUCAGAUUAGGCGGAAAUAUAAUGCUUGGAUGAAUAGACAUUUGAGUUUGGCGGGAAGGCUCACUCUCAUUUCUUCGGUCAUCCCAGGAAUUAUAGGCUUUUGGACAUCAGCCUUUUGUAUUCCGGCAAAGGUUUUGAAGAUGAUAAAUAGCUUAUCUACUUCCUUUCUUUGGCAUGACUGUCUGGAUAAUCCUAGAGGUGCUAAAGUCUCCUGGCAGGAUGUUUGUCGCCCUAAAGUAGAGGGUGGUUUAGGGCUGAGAAAUUCAGCUUCUUGGAAUAUUGUCUUUGGCCUCAAGCUUAUUUGGUUGCUCCACUUCAGAGCUGGAUCACUAUGGGUUGCAUGGAUGAGGAGGAAGUACAUAAGCAUGUACUCAUUUUGGUCGUCUCAGCUUACGGUUCGCAACACCUCUUGGAUGUUUCAAAGGCUUGUCAACUUACGCCCAAUAGCUCAAACUCUGGUUUACUAUGAGAUUAAUAAUGGCGGUGAAACUUAUUUCUGGUGGGAUCCAUGGACUCCUUUCGGUCCUUUGAUUCAAUACUUGGGUAUUACGGGUCCUAUGGAUCUUGGGAUCUCUAUUGAUUCUCUUGUGUGCGAUUGCUUAGUAAAUGGUAGUUGGAUUUUGCCUCAUCCCCGAUCGGAAAGGCAAUUUCAGCUUCAUAUAUUCAUCUCCACGUUAUCUCUGGGACAAGGAAAUGAUAGGAUUCUCUGGAAAGUUAAUGGGGUUCAGAGAGAUAAAUUUAUCUCUAAGGAUAUUUGGAAUUACACAAGGGAGAGGAGACAACCCUCUACUUGGACGUCUUUGGUGUGGCAUGCUGCAUCGGUUCCUAAACAAGCCAUUACUUCGUGUCUCUUCAUGUUAAACCGUAAUCCUACCAUGGACAUGCUCCUAUCUUGGGGUCUUGAUGUUGAAGAGGUUUGGAGAAAGUGCUUGGUCCGCUUGGGUGUUUCUAAUGCUCCAACUACUUGGCAAAGUGUUAUUGACUGGUUGUGUUAUCUUCCCUUUGAUAGGAUUCUCAAACUGGUUAUUUUACAAAUAUGGCAAGCAUGUUUGUAUGAAAUUUGGAAGGAGCAGAAUGCUCGUUUCCAUUUGGGAACUACUGCCCCUCCUAUAAAAAUUUCUGAAGUUGCAACUCGUACAUCAAGGUUCAAGGCUACUGCCCUGAAGAAGUCUGGGAAAAUUUUAGGAAAUGAGCUUCUCGCUUUUUGGUCUGGGAUUUAA
Messenger RNA from Brassica napus (rape), 3996 nucleotides. RefSeq lists its product as uncharacterized. The record is from RefSeq and is a predicted model, not a curated record. NCBI's taxonomy places the organism in Eukaryota, Viridiplantae, Streptophyta, Magnoliopsida, Brassicales, Brassicaceae. Gene Ontology annotation, molecular function: catalytic activity. The transcript has 3 exons. The coding region runs from base 1 to 3996 and encodes 1331 amino acids.